UCCGCAUCAAAGCGUCAUCGCCCGAGAGCUCCAGCUCCAAGCUCCCUCCAAAGCUCCGAGAGCUCCACCAGAUCUCACGCGAUCCACUUCCCAUCUGCAACCACCAUCCAUCCAGUCAUUGGAUCUCUCCUUAUCAACAUACACACGCACACAUCUCGAUUCUCAGCUGGCUGGUUUCGUCUAUCGCCUUAUCGCUACAGCUUUAUCCAUAGGCCACCAUCACGCAAUCGCUCGUCAUGUCGGAGAAGGCGCCGCUGAUCCCGGAGCCGGAGCAGCGCGUAUCCUACGGCCGGCCCACGCGGUGCCCGUACGCCCAACGGUGCUCUGCGGGGAAAGCCGUAGUCAAGGUCUUUGUCCUGGCUACUGCUGCCGGUUUGCUGUACUACAACAUCCCGCAGACUCAGAAACCCAUCCACGAAGAGAAGACGCCCGUUUGCAUGACACCGGCUUGUGUUCAUGCCGCUUCGGAGAUCUUGUACAACCUAUCGCCAGACUACAAGGAGCUGGACCCAUGCAGCGAUUUUGAGGAGCUCGUCUGCGGAGGAUGGAGAGACCGACACGACCUUCGUGCCGACCAAGGCGAUGCCUUCACCGGCACCAUCAUGUCCGAGAACUCAGAGCUGCUGCUUCGUCACAUUCUUGAGGCGCCAUACCCCAAGGACUCUCAGCACUCGUACUUCUCGCCCCUCCGUCUGGAAUCCACCGAUAAGUCCGCCGACGAGCAGAACUUUGACAAGAUGAAGGCUUCGUACGAUGCCUGUGUUGACGAGGACAAGAUCAAGGAGAUCGGCGUGGAGCCCCUCAUCCAGAUUCUGGACGAGAUCAAGAACAGCUACCCUAUUGAGGCGGCCACCUCUGUCGAUCCUAGCCCGACCAAAGACACAAUUCUUCUUCUUUCCAGAUACGGAGUAAACGCUUUCAUUACAUCUGGAACCGGUGCGGACGACAGAGAUCCCGAUACUGUUGUUGUUUCUGUCGCACCUCCUUACAACCUGGGACUUCCCUCAAAGGAGCGAUACGAAGAUGAGAAGCUUGUCGAGAAGUACCGCGGAGUUGCUGUUGAGGUUCUCGGCAACCUCUACCCCGAUGGAAACAAGGACAACUUUGCCAAGGUCGUUGAUCUCGAGAAGCUUCUGGCAGCCGCCUCCCCUCCCACCGAGGAGCUCGAGGAUGUUACUAAAACAUACAACCCCAUGCUCAUUGACGAGGCAUCUGCUCUUGCUCCUGAAAUUGAGCUCACGGCCUUGAUCCACGAUCUCGUCCCCGAGGGCUUUGUCGUUGAGCGUGUCAUCGUGAUGUCACCCAAGUACAUGACUGAGUUGUCUACCAUUCUUUCCGGGACCGACAAUGAGGUUAUCCAGAACUACUUCGUCUGGAAGGCUAUCCAGUCCCUUGGUUCCUACGUCGACGCCGAUGCUCUCAAGCCCUACAAGCACUUUAAGAACGAGCUCGCUGGAAAGGACCCUGAGUCUGCCCCUGAAAGAUGGCGCACUUGUGUUGGUCAUGUCGAUGAUGGCUUGGGAUGGAUUCUCAGCCGCUUCUUCGUUGAGAAGGCCUUUUCGGCCGAGGCAAAGAAGUUUGGCGACACCAUCAUCACCGAUAUCAAGACCGAGUUUACGAAGAAGCUCAAGGCCGCCAAGUGGAUGGAUAAAGAGACAACCACCAAGGCCAUGGAGAAGGUUCAGAACAUCAUCCAAAAGAUCGGCUACCCGACCAAGAGCCCCGACAUCAUGGACCCUCCCAGCCUCAACGACUUUUACAACUCCGUCGACAUCAACCCGGAUACUUUCUUCAAGAACGCACUCGCCGUUCGCAAGUUCGCCGUGGGCUACGAGUGGUCAGCCCUCGGCAAGCCCGUCGACCGGGAGCAGUGGGGGAUGACAGUCCCUACUGUCAAUGCCUACUACAAUCCUCCCGGCAACGAAAUCGUCUUCCCGGCCGGCAUUAUGCAGUUCCCCGUCUUCGACGUUGAGGUCCCUGCCUAUAUGUCUUACGGUGCCUUUGGCUCUGUCGCUGGGCACGAGCUCAGCCACGCCUUUGACUCCACCGGCCGCCACUAUGAUCAGAACGGCAACUACACUGACUGGUGGUCAGACGCCACUGUUCAGGCAUUCAAGGACAAAGCUGAGUGCUUCGUCGAGCAGUACUCCAACUUCUCUGUGCCAGGACCGGACGACAAGCCUCUCCAUGUCAAUGGACGCCUCACACUUGGCGAGAACCUUGCCGAUGCCGGUGGACUUUCGGCCUCAUACCAGGCCUGGAAGCGCCGUGCCCACAAGCACCCCAACAAGGAUCUGCCGGGCCUUGAGCACUUCACGCAAGAUCAGCUCUUCUUCGUCACGUACUCCAACUGGUGGUGUGGCAUGUCUCGGAAGGAUACGGCCAUCAACCGGAUCUAUACUGAUCCUCAUGCGCCCAAGUGGGCCCGCAUUCUUGGCACUAUGUCCAACAGUCGUGAGUUCAAGGAGAGCUUCCAGUGCAAGGACAAGAAGCCCACCUGUGAGCUGUGGUAAGACACUUUGAUGGGAACUUUGGAUAUUAGUAGACGUUCUAAGAAAGGGUACGUCGUGCUUGCGUGUAUAGUACCUUAUGUACGGUAUAUCACAGAAUGGAAAUCACUGGCUGGCAUGAGAAUUCAUUGACAAGUCACUGCAUGUGGUGCGAGUGGGACUAUGAUUCUUGCCUUGGCAUGCUGGCGUGCACCUAUGUGGAAAAAGAAAGACAUUCGCAUAAUGACGCAAGGCGAGUGAUCGACAGUACCAAUGGCGCUAGAUGGGUUAAAUCACAAACUGAAGCCAUUGAAGUCAUCUUCGUGGAUGCAUGUAGGCGCAUAUCGGGUCUAUCAGCGGCUACUGAAAAUUAGACCAAGGUUCAUG
Colletotrichum godetiae is the source of this 2876-nucleotide messenger RNA. Its product is annotated as peptidase family M13. Gene Ontology annotation, biological process: protein processing. NCBI's taxonomy places the organism in Eukaryota, Fungi, Ascomycota, Sordariomycetes, Glomerellales, Glomerellaceae. Gene Ontology annotation, molecular function: metalloendopeptidase activity. Gene Ontology annotation, cellular component: plasma membrane. Bases 237 to 2513 code for a protein of 758 amino acids. The record is from RefSeq and is a predicted model, not a curated record. The transcript is spliced from 5 exons.